Messenger RNA from Acanthopagrus latus (yellowfin seabream), 2466 nucleotides. It is a transcript of the gene trpt1, whose product is annotated as tRNA phosphotransferase 1. Gene Ontology annotation, biological process: tRNA splicing, via endonucleolytic cleavage and ligation. Gene Ontology annotation, molecular function: tRNA 2'-phosphotransferase activity. NCBI's taxonomy places the organism in Eukaryota, Metazoa, Chordata, Actinopteri, Spariformes, Sparidae. Bases 564 to 1352 code for a protein of 262 amino acids. The transcript has 8 exons. The record is from RefSeq and is a predicted model, not a curated record.
UUACAAUAUUUUGUCCUUCAGGCAAUUCAUUUCUGCAGUUCCAGCAGUGCUCUCAAACUCAAGUAUCUGUCAGCAUUCACGCUGUGUUUUCUCUCCAGGAAAUGUGUUUUCAAGCUGACAGCUGAGAGUCAACCGUUAACGUUACGUUUCCAUGGUGACGUACCGUUCAGUCCACUAGCAGUUUUCGUCUCGGUGCUAAAUCACAAUUUGAAACGCCAACUUUGUACCAAGACAGCCAAGAACAUGUAGUAGAACAAUGCUUGUCAGACAGCAUGCCGUGAAAGACAGACGACACAAAUGACGAGGCUGUCCGUCAAGAAAAAAACAGGCAGCCACAGCUCAUCUAUGCUAACACUGAUUAGCCGAGUUAGCUCAGCGUCUGUGUCAAAUCCCGUCACCGGGAGCUCACCGGUUUUCGGUUUGGAUACAUGAGCGUGAGUUGUAAGUUACCCGGAAACAGUCGGCAUCUACUCCGAGUUAAGACUUCACGUUAUUUUUCGAGUAUGACGAAUAUGUUCCUACCUCCAGCUGCUGUCCGAGAGAUGUUUUCUUCUUGACACACAAUGCUGAUUUUCCUCUGUGGUGUCGGUGUAACGCAGCCCGCUGAGCCGCCACAGCGCCACCCUGAGGCUGACAGCGCGAAACAAACAAAGCUGCUAGAAUUGAUGGCGCAAUACGGCGAGAGAGGACGACGAGGAGGGAGAGGAAGGAGGGGAAAUCGUGGUGGAGAGGACAGAGAUGUCCGCCUGUCUAAGUCCAUGUCUUAUGCUCUUCGUCAUGGAGCCGGCCAGAUGGGUCUUCAAAUGGGUACAGAUGGCUUUCUGUUUGUGGAGGAACUCCUGGCUCACCCGCAGUUCCGCUCAUAUACACUGGAAGAUGUCGAAAGAGUCGUGGCCACAAAUGACAAGCAGCGCUUUAAGCUUCGCUCCCAUCCGGAGGACGGCCACCUGCAGAUUCGAGCCAGUCAGGGCCAUUCCCUACAGGUAAAGGAUUUGGAGCUGAAACCGGUCCUGGCUGGUUCUUCAGACUGCCCUGCUGAGGCCGUUCAUGGCUCUUACCUCCGCAACUGGAGCUCCAUCCAGCAGCAGGGCCUGAACCGCAUGAAGAGAACGCACAUCCACCUGGCACCGGGCCUGCCAGGGGAUGAUGGCGUCAUCAGCGGUAUGAGGAGAGAUUGUGAUUUAGCCGUGUAUAUUGAUGUCCCCAAAGCUCUCGCUGACGGUAUCGAGUUCUUCUGGUCAGAAAACGGUGUGCUGCUGACUUCAGGCAACGCAGAGGGAAAACUUCUCCCUAAAUACUUCAGCCGAGCCUUAAGACUGAGACCUACAAGGAGCAUCCUGCCGCUACAGUAACAGCAGAGGAUACUGUUCUGUCACUGGUCAUAUCGAGACUCGUCUGAAUGUGAUAGCAUCCCAUGAUUGGUUGAUGCUCACCCCAGUUCCCUUGGUAACACUUGUUGUAUUGCAGGAGCAUCCUAGGGAGGUGAUUUUGGUCAGCAGUAGGAGAGUCCAUUCAGACGUGCCCUUACUGAAAGGGUCGGGAUGGCGUUAGAAUGGCAUACUUUAUUUUUGUAUGACAACUCAACCGUCUUAUGCUGGCAAAUGUAACUUUUUAUUUAUGAGCAUAGACGCUUUGUUUUGUCUAUUGCAUUGUUAGUGCUAAAUAAACUAUGGCACACACUGACUGCCAAGAAAUAUUCGCCAAGCAGUCGUAAAACACUGCUGACACUGGGUAGGUCUUUAAAUGGAGGAGCCAUUGGAGACAUAUUGUGUGUGUGUGUGGUUGAGUCUGGGAAAAGCGGAGGAUGCAGACACUGUGGGUUUAGUUAACGGAUGCUUCGACAGUUCCUUGUAAGAUAGGGACACUCACACACACAUCCCCCACACACACACAGAGUGUGAGGAGAGAUAAAUAGUUUGAAGCUUCCUGUGUAACAACAGAAAGUGUCACCAUAUGUCACAAGCAUGUGGAGUGAAAACAACAGAGAAGGAAAAGUGAAUUGCUGUGUUUAUUCUAACAAAUGUUUGUUUAUUCAUAGGUUUAUCAGGAAAAACACUUCAUACUAGUUUGUUUGUCUCUACUCUUGGCUGUGAUAAUGUUGCUGCAGUAAUGUGCCAUAAAUUUCAAACUUAAGUCUAUGUGACAAUAAGCUCUGGAGGAAGCAACACUUUCGUCCGGAUACUGUGAGGCGAUAAAGGGAAAGUCGCUGCUGGCCGAUACAUCUGUUGAUUUUAUAUUUCCAUGAGUUUGUUUGAUGUCAAGCCUGCUGAUCCUGGACUAGAUGUCCAGCAGUUUGGCUCAGCAGGAGUCCAUUCUGAAGUAAAGGGGAAGACAGCAUGACGACCACAGAAGGCUUGAACUGUCUGAACAUGUUAAAUCAUCCAUCCAUGUGUGCAGCUUAUGACAGUGAGUGUGUGUGGCUGUAUAAAAAAUUGAAUGGACUGACACAUAAAAAUCUAAAAACAU